UCUCUCUUUUCCCAGGGCAGUCCCGGUGCUGACGGACCCCCGGGCAGGGAUGGGGCAGCAGGAGUGAAGGGCGAUCGAGGCGAGACCGGCCCCGUGGGCGCUCCCGGUGCUCCCGGCGCUCCCGGCGCUCCCGGCCCCGUGGGACCCACGGGAAAACAGGGAGACAGAGGAGAGACGGUGUCAGGGUCCAUGGGUCCCUCCGGCCCCGCGGCGGCCCGGCGGAUGGCGGUGAGGGGUCCCCAGGGCAAGCGCCCGGGGGACAAAAGGCGAGGGCAGGGCGGAGGCGGGCGAGCGCGGCCGGAGGCGGGCCACCGGGGCGUCACCGGCCCCCAGGGCGUGCCCGGGCCCCCCGGCCCCUCUGGAGACCAGGGCGCCGCCGGCCCCGCGGGUCCCUCUGGGCCCAGGGGUCCCCCCGGCCCCGUGGGCCCCUCGGGCAAGGACGGCUCCAAUGGGAUGCCCGGGCCCAUCGGACCCCCGGGACCCCGCGGGAGGAGCGGCGAGCCCGGCCCGGCGGGUCCCCCCGGGAACCCCGGCCCACCCGGCCCCCCCGGGCCCCCCGGCACCGGUAUCGACAUGUCGGCGUUCGCGGGGCUGGGCCAGCCCGAGAAGGGCCCCGACCCCGGGCGCUACAUGCGGGCGGACGAGGCGGCGCCGGGGCUGCGGCCGCACGACGCCGAGGUGGACGCCACCCUCAAGGCCCUCAACAACCAGAUCGAGAGCAUCCGCAGCCCCGAGGGCUCCCGCAAGAACCCGGCCAGGACCUGCCGGGACAUCAAACUCUGCCACCCCGACUGGAAGAGCGGCGAUUACUGGAUCGACCCCAACCAGGGCUGCACCCUGGACGCCAUCAAGGUCUUCUGCAACCUGGCCACGGGGGCGACGUGCGUGUACCCCAGCCCCGGCAGCGUGCCCAGGAAGAACUGGUGGAGCAGCAAGGCCAAGGAGAAGAAACACGUCUGGUUCGGCGAGACCAUCAACGGCGGCUUCCACUUCAGCUACGGCUCUGAGGAGCUGGCGCCCAGCACGGCCAACAUCCAGCUGACCUUCCUGCGGCUGCUGUCGUCCGAGGGCUGGCAGAACGUCACCUACCACUGCAGGAACAGCGUGGCCUACCUGGAUGGCACCUCGGGCACGCUGGGCAAGGCGCUGCUGCUGCAGGGCUCCAACGAGGUGGAGAUCCGCGCCGAGGGCAACAGCAGGUUCACCUACAGCGUGCUGGAGGACGGCUGCACGAAACACACGGGGAGGUGGGGCCGGACCGUCCUGGAGUAUCGCUCGCAGAAAACCUCGCGCCUGCCCAUCGUGGACGUGGCGCCCUUGGACAUUGGGGGGCCCCAGCAGGAGUUUGGGAUCGACCUCGGCCCCGUCUGCUUCUUGUAAAAAACAACAAAAACAAAAAUAUUUGGAUUUUUUGGGGUUUUUUUGGGGUUUUUUUGGGUGUGGUUGUUUGGGUUUUUUUUUUUGUUUGUUCGGGUUUUUGGAAAGGAUUCGUUAAAAAUAAGAGAAACCUCGUGAGAAAUUGAUUAGAAAUAAAGAAAAUCCCGCAAAAUAUUCUUUAGAAAUACAGGAAAACCUCGCAGAAAUCCCUUAAAAAUGAAGAAAAACACCACAAAAAAUUCUUUAAAAAUGAGAAGGAAAUCCCAGAAAAAAAUUCCUUAAAAAUGAGAAGGAAAACCCAGAAAAAAUUCUUUAAAAAUAAGGAAAACCCAGAAAAAAUUCCUUAGAAAUAAAGAAAAACCCCCACAGAAAAUUCCUUAAAAAUAAAUAAAAACACCACAAAAAAUUCCUUAAAAAUAAGAAGGAAAACCCAGAAAAAAUUCCUUAAAAAUAAGAAAAAAAAACC
Messenger RNA from Serinus canaria (Common canary), 1843 nucleotides. Its product is annotated as collagen alpha-1(II) chain-like. NCBI's taxonomy places the organism in Eukaryota, Metazoa, Chordata, Aves, Passeriformes, Fringillidae. The record is from RefSeq and is a predicted model, not a curated record. Gene Ontology annotation, molecular function: extracellular matrix structural constituent.